ACCUGAAGAAUAUUAACAUCUUAUUACCAACACCCUAUUUUUACGUUUAUCAUCUCUCUUUGGGCCAGAGGAGAGAGAGGAGAGAGAGGAGAGAGAGAGAAGCCAGAGCACGAAAAUCGAGCAACAAUGGCUGCUUGCAAUGUCAACUCAGUUUACUCAGCAGCAUCUGUUUCAGCCAUUGUUGCACAGCCAAAGCUCCAAUCCCGUACGUCUCUCUCCCGAUAUAAUCCCAAUCCAAAUCCCAAAUUCCCCAACAUUCUCCUCUUCUCGUCUCGUGGCGUUGACCUAAUCUCGCGUCGAUCCUCUAGAACUCCGAAUUUCCUGGUUUUGGGGAGUUCUAAGGCGGAGCCGCUGAGAGUGAUGAUAUCUGGGGCUCCUGCUUCUGGUAAGGGAACACAAUGUGAGCUCAUCACUCAGAAAUAUGGCCUGGUGCAUAUUGCUGCUGGAGAUUUGCUUAGGGCAGAAAUUGCAGCUGGGAGUGAGAAUGGGAGGAGAGCAAAGGAGUGCAUGGAGAAAGGACAAUUGGUUCCAGAUGAGAUAGUUGUUAUGAUGGUGAAGGAGCGCUUGUCAAAGCCGGACUCUCAAGAAAAAGGCUGGCUUUUAGAUGGAUAUCCUAGGAGCUCAUCACAAGCAAUUGCUCUCAAGGGAUAUGGGUUUGAACCAGAUAUUUUUAUUCUUUUAGAUGUACCUGAAGGGAUUCUUGUUGAGAGAGUUGUUGGACGAAGGUUGGACCCUGUUACAGGGAAGAUAUACCACAUAAAGUACUCUCCUCCUGAGACUGAAGAAAUUGCUUCAAGGCUUACUCAACGCUUUGAUGAUACAGAAGAAAAGGUGAAGUUGCGAUUGAACACGCAUAAUGAAAAUGUAGAGGCAGUACUUUCCAUAUAUGAGGACAUUACAAUUAAGAUCAAUGGAAAUGUUUCCAAGGAGGAUGUGUUUGCACAAAUCGACAGUGCCUUGCAGAAUCUUCUUCAGCAAAGGAAAGCAACUUCAGGAUCGCAUGCAGCUUAGAGCCACAGACGAUUAAAAGAUAUAAAGACUAGUCUAAUCUCCAAUAUACUUGCACGAGUAUAAACAACAGUGGCUUUCUGCAUCUUCCUAAUACUCCUGAAUCUGAGAAGAGCGCAAAACUAAUGUAUCACCGGUGCUGGUCGGAAACAUAGAAACUCUUUUCGUUUCGUUUUGUUUUGUUUUGUUUUAAUUAGCCCAGAGAAUGAUCUACCAUACAUGUUGUGUACAUAAAUCAGCUUCCAUAGUGAGUGUGCUUGGAUGCAAAGUGGCAAAAAAGAAUAGGGGAAAAAUCUUUGCAUUCAAAAUUUUCAACGGUGACAUUUCUAUUCAUGUGUGUAAUUUUAAACAUUUCUUGUCAAGAAGAAAUAAAAAUGAAACUUAAGUACA
Morus notabilis is the source of this 1398-nucleotide messenger RNA. Its product is annotated as adenylate kinase, chloroplastic. The coding region runs from base 127 to 1011 and encodes 294 amino acids. Gene Ontology annotation, cellular component: cytoplasm. NCBI's taxonomy places the organism in Eukaryota, Viridiplantae, Streptophyta, Magnoliopsida, Rosales, Moraceae. Gene Ontology annotation, molecular function: nucleoside diphosphate kinase activity; ATP binding; AMP kinase activity. The record is from RefSeq and is a predicted model, not a curated record. The transcript is spliced from 7 exons. Gene Ontology annotation, biological process: nucleoside triphosphate biosynthetic process.